CCUCCGUUCACUUGUAAAUGAAAUAAUUGUCAUUUUAUAAUAAAUGUCAUGUUUUGUUAUUAUAUCUAUUUUAUGCUUCAUAUAAUAAAAUAUAUGUAAUUGUUAAUAUUUCCGUUUUAUAUUUAUUCGUUAGUAGUGUCAUCUGAGUUGAUAAUUACCAUAGAUUACGGAGGGGGCUGUAUACUUAGGUACUAUUUUCAAUAGAUUAACUCGAUUGUAAAAUCUUAUUUUAUUGAAUAUGUCUGAAGUAACAGUUUGUGCAGGAAUUUAAAUUAGUAAGAAGAUGUCUCUAUAUGAUGAUCUCGACACCAAAGCUCGUACCACAGAAAAAGUGGCUGGCUGGUCUUCGGGAAUCAAAUUGCUUCAGUCUCAGUUACAACUUAAAAAAGCUGCGGUAACACAACCAAAAAGAGAAGCAUUACGGCGGUCUGCACAGGUAUUGACACCAGUUAUAGACUUGAAAAGUAAACAGAAAGAUGAUGAUGAAUCUAAUUCAAAUAGUCCAAAUCGCCAGCCUAAAACAUUAACAGCCUCACUCAAUGUACGAGAUUUUGACUGGAAUGUAGCCAAUGAAUACGAUCCCAUGUGGCCAAAUGAUUAUGAAAAAGUUGCAAAAGAAAUGCAAGCAAAGAGAUUUCAACAUGAUAGUAAUGAUAGAAAUGAAACAAGAUUAGAUAGGAAGCGGAAAAGUAGAUUUGGAGAUGAUGAAGACUCUAUUCCAGAGAAGACACUUAUACCUAUGCAACCUGAAGAAGAAGAAGCAGAAGAGAUAUCAAAACGUGCUGCUGGUGUUGCUAUAGCACCACCGCCGUCUUUAACAGUGGAAACACCAGCGCCACCACCACCUGUUAUUCCCAUAGCUACUCCUUCCCCUGGUUUCUCAUUGGGUGGAUAUGGAGCAAGUUCAGUUGCAGCGAAAAUUAUGGCAAAAUAUGGUUUCAAGGAGGGUCAAGGUUUGGGUAAAAAGGAGCAAGGUAUGUCAGUAGCCUUGCAGGUAGAAAAAACUUCAAAACGUGGUGGGCGCAUUAUACAUGAAAAAGAUGGAAAUGUAAUGCCGCCUCCUGGUUUUGCCAUGCCUGCAUUUCCUGGACCAGAUUCACCUACUGGUGCUUCAAACUCUCCUCAGCUUUCAAAGCAGGAACCAUCUAUAACAGAAAUAAUGAAGUCACCUAGUAAAGUGGUUUUAUUGCGAAAUAUGGUAGGCCCGGGUGAUGUUGAUGAGGAAUUAGAACCUGAAGUUAAAGACGAAUGCAAUACCAAAUAUGGAGAUGUUAUAAAAGUUUUAAUUUUUGAGUUGCCCAAUGCUCCUGCAGAUGAGGCUGUAAGAAUAUUUGUGGAGUUCAAACGGAUUGAAAGUGCUAUAAAAGCAGUAGUAGAUUUGAAUGGGAGAUUCUUUGGUGGUCGUCAAGUCAAAGCCGGCUUCUAUGAUGUAGAGAAAUUUAAUGGUUUACAGCUAACGGAAUAAAUUUACCAUAUAACUAUAAUAAAAUGUGAUAUUUUCUUUAUUUUCUUCCUGCCAGUA
Achroia grisella is the source of this 1522-nucleotide messenger RNA. RefSeq names its product splicing factor 45 (gene Spf45). Bases 284 to 1465 code for a protein of 393 amino acids. The transcript is spliced from 7 exons. Gene Ontology annotation, cellular component: precatalytic spliceosome. Gene Ontology annotation, biological process: alternative mRNA splicing, via spliceosome; mRNA cis splicing, via spliceosome. NCBI's taxonomy places the organism in Eukaryota, Metazoa, Arthropoda, Insecta, Lepidoptera, Pyralidae. Gene Ontology annotation, molecular function: RNA binding. The record is from RefSeq and is a predicted model, not a curated record.